GGUUACAGCAUCAUUUGUAUUCUAAAAUUCAACCUAAAUACUAGCAACUUAACAACAAGCUCGCAAUAAUUUUAAAAAAAUAUAUAUAUUUUUUUUAAUUAAAAAAAAAAGAACAAAUCACAAAAUAUAUUCAACAUGGUUUCCACACUCAAAAGUGCUGGUGAUUUCGAGAAACAAAUUGCUGGUGCCGGUGAUAAGCUGGUGGUUUUGGAUUUUUAUGCCACCUGGUGUGGUCCCUGUAAAGAAAUGGAGCCUCAUAUACGCAAGCUGGUGAAACACUAUAAGGAUCGUGCCAUUGUCAUUAAGAUUAAUGUCGACAAAUUUCAAGAUAUCUGUGAUUAUUAUAAAGUACGUAGUAUGCCGACAUUUGUUUUUAUUAAAAAUCAAAGGCGUGUUUCGAGUUUUGCGGGAGCUGAUGCUAAAUUGCUAACACAAAAAAUGGCUUCGUUGGUUAAAUGAUUUAUUUACAUAUUUUUUUUGACUUUACGCAAGAGAUUUAUUUUUUUUAUAAUUAAUUAUGGACAUCUGUGAUGUUAAAUUUUAUUUUAAUUGUAUUUUGUGUUUUAUUUAAAUGUAGUUUUUGUGAAUUGUGUUUGUUUCAACUAACGUUAAUAUUUGUUCUAAUAAAAUUACAAAAAUAUAUAUGAUUUAAA
Molecule: messenger RNA, 653 nt
Organism: Lucilia sericata (common green bottle fly)
Lineage: Eukaryota; Metazoa; Arthropoda; Insecta; Diptera; Calliphoridae
Product: thioredoxin-1-like
Exons: 1
Coding region: 136-459 (107 amino acids)
Molecular function (GO): protein-disulfide reductase activity
Source: RefSeq, a predicted model, not a curated record